AUGGCGAAGUACCAGGUGGAAGUGAGCACUGGAGACAAGCCCUACUCAGGGACCUACGACCACAUCUAUGUGACCCUGAUCGGGACCGAGGGCCAGAGUAAGAAGACUGAGCUGGAUGGAUGGGGGAGGGACUUUGUGGCUGGUACAAGCAGGACAUACACUGUGAAAACUCCCUCCUCCCUGGGCUCUCUGCUGCUGGUGCGACUGGAUAAAGAGGCCCUGAUCCUGUUGCCUGAGAACCAGUGGUACUGCCGCAGUGUGCGCGUGAGCACGCCAGAGGGCGCCACAGAGCUGUUUCCCUGUUACCGCUGGAUCUCCAGAGGGGAGCGCGUGGAGCUGCGUAAAGCCACACCCACAAAGGUGUUUGAGGAAAACCAUCCUCUGCUUGAGGCUCAUCGCAAACAAGAGAUGACAGAGAAAAAGGAGUGCUUCUACUUCAUUGUGUUUAAAGAGGGACUGCCCCACUGCUGUCAGCAUGAGACCACCGAGGAACUCCCCCUGGAACUGCAGAGGUCUGCGGUCCGUCAGGCUGAGUCCGACCAAAGCCGAACCUUUAUAGGAUUAGAACUGAAGAUCAAAGGUCUGCUGGGAUCCCAAGACCGAUGGGAGAAGGAGGAGGACAUGAAGAACAUCUUCUGGUUUAAGAAGACAGCCAUAUCAGAGUAUGUGGCUGAUCACUGGAAAGAAGACGACUUCUACGGCUCACAGUUUUUGAACGGCUUCAACCCCAUGUCGAUCCAGAGGUGCCAGGAGCUUCCACAGAACUUUCCUGUGACCGACGAGAUGGUCCAGCCCUUUCUGGAUGAAGGCCACACCCUGAAGACCGAGUUAAAGGCAGGUAACAUCUUCAUUUAUGAUGCAAAGAAGUUUGAGGGAAUUUCCCCAAGAACCUACAACGAGAGACCUCUGCAUGUGACGCCCGGUCUGUGUCUGCUCUACGUGAACUCGCAGAAGCAGCUCAAGCCCAUCGCAAUCCAGCUGUACCAAAAACCUGCAGAGGACAACCCGAUCUUCCUGCCCAGUGAUUCGGAGACCGACUGGCUGCUGGCCAAGAUGUUCAUCAAUAAUGCAGUUAUAAUGGAGCACCAGUCUGUCCAUCACCUGAUGAACACACAUCUGCUGGUGGAGGUCUUUACCGUAGCCAUGCUCCGCCACCUCCCAACAGUGCACCCCAUCUACAAGCUCCUCAUACCACACUUCCGAGACACUAUCCCGAUGAACAUCAAAUCACGCGGCUUUUUGUUUGAUGCGAUUUUGUCAUUGACCUCUUUAGGGAAAGCAGGCCUGGUGGAGCUGAUGAAGAGGUGUCUGUCAGAUUUGACCUACAGCGCCCUCUGUCUGCCGGAAAACAUUUCUUCUCGGGGGCUGGACUCUGUGCCGAAUUUCUACUACAGAGAUGAUGGCCUCAGGCUCUGGGCCAUUAUAAACAGCUUCGUGCAGUCCGUGGUGGAGCACUACUACCCCUCAAACACAGAUGUGUACAAAGACUCAGAGCUGCAGAACUGGAUCAGUGAUAUUUUCACCCAUGGCUUUCUGGAAAACAAAGCAUCAGGUAUUCCUCAGAGUUUCGACUCUGUGCAGGAUCUGGUCAAGUUCCUCACCAUGGCAAUCUUCACUGCCUCAGCCCAACACGCGGCAGUCAACGGUGGUCAGUUUGACUAUCAGUCCUGGAUUCCCAACGCGAGCCUGCUCCUGGUGAGUCGUCCCCCCUCCACCAAAGGCCAGUCCUCCACACAGACGCUCCUGGACGCUCUGCCCAAUGUGGGAGACACUGCCAAGUUUGCCGCCAUCGCCUGGGUCCUGAGCGAUACAUAUUCAGAUGCGACUCAGUUGGGCACGUACACGGACGAGCGUUUCGAUGAUCCAGCUGUGAUCCACAUGAUCGAGGCGUUUCAGGCUGAACUGUCUUUUCUGGAGGAGGCCAUCACAGAGAGGAACAAAGGGCUCCCAGUGCCGUACACCUACCUCCUCCCCUCCAAUGUGGAGAACAGCAUCGCAAUCUAGUGCCCUAUCCAACAUUUCACUCCUGAUUAUGAUUAAAGGUGCACUGUGUAACAUUU
Molecule: messenger RNA, 2060 nt
Organism: Boleophthalmus pectinirostris (great blue-spotted mudskipper)
Lineage: Eukaryota; Metazoa; Chordata; Actinopteri; Gobiiformes; Gobiidae
Product: polyunsaturated fatty acid lipoxygenase ALOX8-like
Exons: 14
Coding region: 1-2004 (667 amino acids)
Biological process (GO): linoleic acid metabolic process; lipid oxidation
Molecular function (GO): protein binding; iron ion binding; oxidoreductase activity, acting on single donors with incorporation of molecular oxygen, incorporation of two atoms of oxygen
Source: RefSeq, a predicted model, not a curated record